AUGGUGCAGUGUAAGUUGUGCAAGCUAUCUCUGGCACGGGUAAAGAGUGAUAGCACUAUGACAUGCAAUGGGACAUGUGAGGGUGUAUUCCAUAAAAAAUGUGCGGCAAAAAUUGAGUUUUUUUGCGAAACUGGUAUGUGUGAUGAAUGCCAAAUAUCACCAACUGUGGGAUCACCUAUUACAAUGGACCUGUCAAGAGCUACACCGGAGAAAGUGCUGGCAGAAGUAAACGAGAAGCUGGCUAUUGUUUUCACUAUGAAGAAGACACUUGAGUCAAUGUCAAACGAUAUUAGUUUUUACGCAGAGAAAUAUCAAGAACUCAUGGAAGAAAAAGAAAAAACCGAUAAGAAGAUCAAGGCGCUGGAGCAUAAGAAUGUUCACCUUGAAACAAGCAACAAGGCGUUGGAGGAACGAAUUAUGUAUCUUGAGAUUAAAGAGAAAGAGAGAAACGUGGAAAUAAUAGGUUUGGAAGAAGAGGGUAAAGAGAAGUUAGAGGAUACUAUAAAAGUGCUGGCCAAUAAAUUGGGCAUGGAUACCAAAACCAUAUGUGAAAUAAAGAGGGUAGGCGAAGAAAAAAAGAACUCAGCAGCGGGCGAGCAGCAGCGUGAGAAUAAACCGAGACCGGUUAUAGUCACUAUGACCACACGUAAUGCGCGUGAUCAAUGGCUAGCUACAAGAAAAACAGUAAGGCUAAGUAAUAAUGACUUAUUCGAGCAUGGAAAUAAAAACCGGAUUUAUAUAAACGAGGAUCUAACUAAGUACAUGCGUAAUUUAUUCUGGACUGCAAAGAUUGAACUAAAACCGCUAUAUAAAUACAUAUGGACACAAGCGGGUAAAGUGCUCAUUAAGAAAGAUGACCCUAAGGAUAAAAAGAUCAGAGCUAUUCGUACACUAUCUGAUAUAGACAAGUACGCGAACAACUAGGGCCACUUCUUUAUGUAUCCGUGAUUAUGCAACACAUAGAAUAUCGCUAUAAUCAUAAUUCGAUCAAUAUACUUUGGAUGUAGAACCUAAAACUAAGUAUAAAAAAUAUUUAAAUUUAAAUAGCUGGCAUCAGGACUUAAAACAACAAAA
Messenger RNA from Melitaea cinxia (Glanville fritillary), 1074 nucleotides. RefSeq lists its product as uncharacterized. NCBI's taxonomy places the organism in Eukaryota, Metazoa, Arthropoda, Insecta, Lepidoptera, Nymphalidae. The coding region runs from base 1 to 924 and encodes 307 amino acids. The transcript has a single exon. The record is from RefSeq and is a predicted model, not a curated record.